Messenger RNA from Prorocentrum cordatum, 770 nucleotides. The record is from the annotation of a GenBank genome assembly. NCBI's taxonomy places the organism in Eukaryota, Dinophyceae, Prorocentrales, Prorocentraceae.
GAGGUCACCAACUCUCUCCAAGCAGGGGGCGGCGGAAGGUGGCGCCAGCCUAAAUCGAAACGCGCUUUCUUUUCUACCUGAACCGUAAGCACGAUGCCGCCACGGGCGGCGGCGAAAUGUGACGGCGGCGUCCGAGCACACAAAAAAAAUCAUUGAAGCGGACGCCGUAUCUUGCCCCCACAGAGCUGUGAAGAGGCGAGUGAACGGGGAGCGAAAGAGGGCAAGAGGAUGAUAAUAUAGAUGAUGCCAACGGCAGUGACCCACUCUAGUGUCGGUGGUCAGCGUGCUUUGCAUUUCUGCAAGUCAGCACUGGCGCCACGAUCCACCAGAUCUUCUCAAGUGACCGACCACUUUAGAACAUUGGUCAACAGUGCUACUGCGCAACCUACGUCGCAUGAGACUCCAUCUGGCACGCAGGUCCAGGCUGUAAAGGGCGUGGCCGCCCUUUUUGACGUCAAUUUGGACGAGGUUGUGGUUGGCAUCCACCGACGCCGAGCUCCGCCCAAGCAGAGAUCACGUGCCGGCGUCGGCGCGAGAGAGGCGGUCGUGAGCAGACGGCGGGGCGCGCGCCAAGGCCCCGAAAAGCUCGCGCCGCGCGCAGAGCUGAGCACUUAGGCACACCCCUGCGCACAGGCACGGCCCUCCUCAUGUUGGGGCGCACAGAGGCAUACUCAUACUGUAUGUCCUCCUCGGAGGCGCGCGUCCGACCCGAACGUAUAGUAAACCCAUCUUGUAGUAUGCCGUUUCGCAAGCGGUGUGGCCAGAAAGCG